Messenger RNA from Archocentrus centrarchus (flier cichlid), 1620 nucleotides. It is a transcript of the gene lrrc71, whose product is annotated as leucine rich repeat containing 71. The transcript is spliced from 17 exons. Gene Ontology annotation, molecular function: protein binding. The coding region runs from base 132 to 1544 and encodes 470 amino acids. The record is from RefSeq and is a predicted model, not a curated record. NCBI's taxonomy places the organism in Eukaryota, Metazoa, Chordata, Actinopteri, Cichliformes, Cichlidae.
GCACCGUCAAUAACGCCCCGGCGAGUCAUGCUGACACCGACAGUGCAGAAGUAUUAUUAAACUCACUCAAAUGAUGUCUUCUGCUUAAGCCUUUCAGCUUUUUGACUGUAAUUCUGCUUCCAAGAUCCACCAUGUAUAGAAAGAAACACGCGAAAGACAAAGCCAGCGCUGAAGACGAGGCCUCGAAAAGCACAGGACCGACACCAAAUGAAACACUGCCUGUUCACACCUUUGAUGAAUAUCAGUGCACAGGAAAUGUGGAGAUUGACUUCCCUGCGCUGUGUGCUCUUCUGGACAUGAAGGAUAUCCCAGCUGUCAGCACCAAGUACCCAGACUCCUCCACCAAUCAGACUGAAGGAGGUGACAAAGAUAACGAUUUAGAGACAAACGAUGCUCCGUUCUGCCCAAAGCCCUGCUUAAAAGUGGAGCUGGAGAGUAAAGACAGAGCCAAGAGCAUGAAGAUUUCUGGAUGGAAGGUGAAUGAGCAGACUUUCCAAGUGUUACAGAAGAUACUCCCCUCCAUGAACCAGCUACUGAGCCUUCGGUUUUGGCAGGCGGGACUGACAGAUCACAUGGUGAUCUCCUUCAUGAACACAAUACCUCUGUGCUCCAGCCUCAGGGUUGUGGCACUGGAAGGCAAUGUUCUUCCAGAGCAAGGCUACCACCUUCUUCUCUCUAAGGACAGCACCCUCACUCACUUGUCCCUGAGAAAUAACCGGAUAGGAGACGAAGGCGCUCGCCUGAUUGGUUUGGAGCUUUCAACGGCCAAAUCUGCUAACAAACACCUCCUGUCACUCAACAUGGCGUUCAACUCUAUAGGCGAUGCAGGCGCUGCACAUAUCGCUCAGGGCCUGCGGCUGAAUCGAACUUUGCUCUUUCUCUCGCUGUCCAACAAUCGGAUUGGAGAUCAAGGAGCUGCUCGUCUGGCUGCGGUACUUGGUGAGUUUGCCUUAACUCAUGAAGAAAUAGUGGAGAGGAGGAAGCUGCUUCUGCAGAGAGCACAAGCUGCUAUAGUUAAGGAUGAGCCUCACCAAGCAUCUGUCGACCAGCUUGCAUUAGUUUCCAGCACCACUUCACUGGGUGUCAACAAAGGGGAGACCAAAGGCGCCAACAAAAAAAAGGAAGCAGCCAGAAAAGAAGAGAAACCAGCUGCCAGCAAAGACAGCCAAAAGCCUAACAAGAAAAGCACGGAUACAAGGGCACCUCAAGCUAGAGGUGAGAAGGCAGGGGGCAAAGAGAAACAACCUGCAGAAGAGGAUAAAUCAAAUACUUCCCUGAAUGAGGCGGAGUCGGUGGAUACAGUGAACCCCCUGCUGGACCCAUCGGUGCAUCGCAGGGACGGACAACUCUUCCUGCCCGGAAACACGACUCUCACCUCCCUCAACCUGGCAGGAAACAGAAUCACAGAGAAGUCGCUGCCUCUCUUCCUGGUGUCGCUGGAGACGCAGGGCGACGGAGGAGGUCUGCUGCGUCUCUGUCUGCAGAGAAACCUUUUCCCACCAGGAAGUCAAUGUUACGUGAAGAUAAAGGAACUGAUCCCCUAGAUCCUCUAGAAAAAAAAAACAUUUCAGAAGAGGAGGGGAGCAUAGAGAGGUCGAGAGAAUUGCCAUCUACUUUGUC